Thermothelomyces thermophilus ATCC 42464 is the source of this 844-nucleotide messenger RNA. RefSeq lists its product as uncharacterized. Lineage: Eukaryota; Fungi; Ascomycota; Sordariomycetes; Sordariales; Chaetomiaceae. The record is from RefSeq and is a predicted model, not a curated record. Gene Ontology annotation, molecular function: general transcription initiation factor activity; core promoter sequence-specific DNA binding; TBP-class protein binding. Bases 226 to 642 code for a protein of 138 amino acids. The transcript has 4 exons. Gene Ontology annotation, cellular component: negative cofactor 2 complex. Gene Ontology annotation, biological process: positive regulation of transcription by RNA polymerase II; chromatin remodeling; RNA polymerase II preinitiation complex assembly.
ACUGUUCACCAACUCCAGGCUAGGGGAGCGCUCGGCUCUCCUUAGUUCACAACCAUGUUUGUUCAUCUCCCAAGGGCUUCGAAGUGCUACAUCCCCUGGGGAAAAUCAUUUCACACCUGAUUUCAGACAGUUGCACGUCGUCUUUCACCAGCGCCGCAGCCUGCAACCUCGCUCUCUUGCCUUCGUCGUCCUCGAGGGGCUGGGACCCUCUUGCGGAACAUCAUCAUGUCAGAUCAUGAAUUUGGAGGCAACGAUGACCUCUCUCUACCAAAAGCCACCGUACAAAAAAUAGUCGGUGAGAUCUUGGCGGGAUCGUCUGGCAUCGCCUUUUCCAAGGAAGCGCGCGACGUCCUCAUAGAAUGCUGCGUCGAGUUUAUCACCCUCAUCAGCUCAGAGGCGAACGAAAUUUCGGAGAAGGAAGCCAAAAAGACCAUUGCGUGCGACCACAUCAUCAAAGCGCUCGAUCAGCUUGGUUUCCCGGACUAUGUUCCGGCAGUCCUCGAGGCCGCUGCCGAGCAUAAAGAAGUCCAGAAGGGGCGUGAAAAGAAGGCGAACAAAUUGGAGCAGAGUGGGCUGUCGCUGGAGGAGCUGGAGCGUCUCCAGCAAGAACAGUUCGCCGCCGCCGCCGCGAGGCAUAAUUGAUCCGUCUGCGUAGGGCGAUCGGUGCAACACUGCGGCGCAAUCUUGAUGUAUCAACAAAUGGCGAUGAGGCGCAGGUGGGGAGGAUCGUUGGUUGAAUCGUUGUUGACCCGGGAAGGCAUGCAUUGAUUUGGCGUUGGAGCGCAAUCGUUUAGAUGGUUCGGAGACUUGCGGUAUAAAAAAUGAGCCUACGUUUUGGUACGAG